This is a messenger RNA of Seriola aureovittata, 18750 nucleotides long. It is a transcript of the gene obscna, whose product is annotated as obscurin, cytoskeletal calmodulin and titin-interacting RhoGEF a. The record is from RefSeq and is a predicted model, not a curated record. Gene Ontology annotation, molecular function: protein kinase activity; guanyl-nucleotide exchange factor activity; ATP binding. Gene Ontology annotation, biological process: protein phosphorylation. Bases 1 to 18168 code for a protein of 6055 amino acids. NCBI's taxonomy places the organism in Eukaryota, Metazoa, Chordata, Actinopteri, Carangiformes, Carangidae. The transcript has 77 exons.
AUGCAACUCAAGUCUAAGCCCAACUGUCGCAUCAGCAUGCAUGGGAAGAAACACUCCCUCAUAUUGAACAGGGUGGCUCUAGGAGACGCUGGCCAGUUCUCUUUUCAGGCUAAUGGCAUUCAGACCGCAGGUCGACUCAGUGUUAGAGCUAGGGACAUCCAUAUAAUGAAGGAGCUGGAGGACGUAGACACAAUGGAGCGGCAACCUGUGACCUUCCUGUGUGAGGUCAACCAGGUGGAUGUGGAUGGUCGGUGGUACAGAGAUGACUGCAGGAUCCGACCUGGGGACAACAUCAAGAUCAGACACCAGGGUAAAACUCACACCCUGCUCUUCAGGUCAGUCAGGCCAGAACAUGCUGGAGAGAUCAGAUUCACUGCAGAGCGUGUCUCAUCCUAUGCAACUCUCACAGUACAAGAGCUCCCAGUCCAAAUUGUGCGUCCUCUGAAGGUCAAGAUAGCCAUGUAUCACCACCGGGGUCUACUGGAGUGCCAGGUGUCACGGCCUAAUGCACAGGUCAGGUGGUACAAGAACAGGAAGGAGCUCCUGCCUAGUACGAAGUACCAAGUCAUCAGCCAAGAUGUGUACAGGCAGCUGACCAUCGAUAAUGUCUGCUCCUCAGAUGAGGACACCUACACCUGUGAUGCAGGAGAUGACAAAACCUCAUGUCAGCUCCUGGUAGAGGAGCAGGCUAUCAGCAUAGUGCGGGGGAUGAGCGCAGUGGAGGUGAUGGAGCCAGAGCCAGCACUGUUCCACGUGGAGACCAGCCUGAAGUCAGGGAGGCCUCCGAAGUGGACCCUGAACGGUGAGGUGCUGGAGCAAUGUGCAGCGGUGAACAUCGACAGGGAGGGCACCCUCCACAGUCUCUGUCUCACCUCCACUGAAAGCUCAAUGUCCGGUCCUGUGCUCUUUGUAGCUGGAAAGAGUCGCUCCACCGCUCAGCUCACUGUGAAAGAGCGACCUCUUCAGGUUCUUCACCACUUGGAUAAUGUGGAGGCGAAGGAGAACAGCUCUGUGACUCUGAGCUGUCAGUUUGCACCUUCUCCCAGGGUGGUACGGUGGUUUAAAGGUCGAACUGCUCUGAAGACUUCGAACAAGUACAGCAUGAAAAGAGAGGGGAAACGAGCAGGGCUGACCAUUCAUGGCUUGACAGCGAUGGAUUCAGGACAGUACCGCUGCAUGGCUGGAGGUUCACAGAGCACAGCACAUGUUAAGGUAGAAGUACGAACACUUAAGUUGGUCAAACACCUUGAGCCGGUGGAAAUUGAGGAGGAUGGAGUCGCCACUUUCUCAUGUGAGCUCAACUAUGUGGUCGCCAACGUGGAGUGGAUUCUCAACAAUGUCCGCCUCUAUUCCAACGCCAUCAACAGGAUCCAGCACAUGGGCACAAUGCACAGCCUCAUAAUCAAGAAGCUGCGGCCACAGGAGAGCAGGGUCACAUUCAAAGCAGGCCUUCUCUCUGAGACUACAACCUUAAAGGUCAAAGAGCGCCCAGCAGUGUUCCUGAGGUCUCUGGAGGAUGCAGUAGGCGAAGAGCAAGGGGAGGUCUGCCUGCAGUGUGAAAUUUCCAAAGAGAUGGUCACCCCUGUUUGGAGAAAGGAUGGUAUGGUCCUGACAGCUGAUGAUAAACAUGAAAUACUCCAGUUUGGGAAGUCCAUGGCGCUGAUUGUCCAUUCACUGAGCAAGGAUGACGCUGGACAGUACACCUGUGACCUGGGCACCAGCCAUUCCAAGGCUAAAGUUACAGUUCAUGAUUUACACAUCACAAUUUUUCAACGUAUAAAGACAACCUCAGUUCUGGAGGGUGAAAGCUGCACCUUUGAGUGUCUCCUCUCUCACGAUCUUGAUGAUGAGCCUUUCUGGUCGAUCAAUGGCCAGGUGGUGGCCGCUGACAACCGUGUCCAGGUUAUCAACAAUGGCCGCAAGUAUAAGAUGACCAUCAAAGAUGCCUUACUUACUGACGCUGGAGACGUGGUCUUCACAAUUAACGACCUCAGCUGUAGGACCAUGCUUUUUGUAAAAGAGAAACCGGUGCACAUCUUCAGGGACCUGCUGAACGUAAAGGCAGUGCCAGGCGAGGACGCUGAGCUGAGCUGUGAAAUCACCAAACCAGAGGCCACCAUCCAUUGGCUGAAAAAUGGCCAUCUAAUCAGACAGAGCCCUAAAUAUGAGAUGAGUGUGGAGAAGAACUUGGCGCGGCUGGUGAUCAAGAAUACCACCAUUAGAGACUCUGGGGAGUACUCCUGUGAGGCCGAAGGUGUUGCCUCUCGUGCCAAGCUGGAGAUCAGAGAACUCCAGCACACAUUUGCAAGGGAGCUGAGGGAGACACGAGCAGAGGAAAAGGGUAAAGUGACCCUGGAGUGUGAGACCAGACGGCCAGCCAAGCGUGUGAAAUGGCUGAAAGGAAUGAUGGACCUGAGGUCUGGUAGGAAGUACGUCAUCAGGCAGAAGGGUGUGGUGCUGUCCCUGACCAUCACCUGCCUGGAGAAGUCAGACACGGAUGUUUACACAUGUGAUGUCGGUACCAUGCAGAGCCGAGCACAGCUGACCGUGCAGGGCCAGAAGGUGUUGAUCCUGGAUGAACUAGAGGAUGUUGAGUGUCUAGAAGGUGACACGGUCACAUUCAGAUGUCGAAUCUGUCCCAGUGACUACAUCGGGGUCAGGUGGUACCUGGAUGAGACUCUGCUGUACACCAAUGAGCUCAAUGAGAUUCAGAUGGUACCCGGAGGCUACCACACCCUCACAUUUAAGCAGCUUGCCCGCAAAGACACUGGCACCAUUUCAUUUUCAGCAGGGGACAAAAGAUCGUACGCUUCAUUACUGGUCAGAGAGAGGCGCCCCACCAUCAUUAAAGCACUGGAGGACUGUGAGGCUAUUGAAGGAGGUGGUUUGGUUUUGUCCUGUGUGACCUCCAAGCCAUGUCACAUCCUCUGGUACAAAGAUGGCUGCCUGAUGUGGAGCUCCUCCAGAUAUUUUGCCAGUCGUUCCGGCUGUGAGGCUCGACUCACGAUCCGGGAGGUCUGCAACAGUGAUGCUGGGGUGUACGAGUGCAGCGCUGGAUCUGUUACAACUAGGGCUGUUGUAACUGUCAAAGCCAUCCCAGCAGAGUUCACUCAGCCUCUGAAAACUGUGGAGGCCAAAGAGGGAGAGACUGUAACCCUGACCUGUGAGUACUCUUUGCCUGGGGUCCAGUUCCACUGGAGGAAAGGUUUCGAGAGUAUCAGGCCUGGAGACAAGUACGUGAUGAAACAGAAGAAGACAAUCAACUCUCUAACCAUCAAAGGCGUGAAGCCGGAGGACUCAGGGGAAUAUACCUGUCAGUGCCGAGAUCACCGCACAACAGCAAGCAUCAAAGUACAUGCUAUUCCUAUUUCAUUCAUACAACAACUGAAGAACAUGCAAGCAGAGGAGGGCAACAAUGUCAUAUUGCGCUGUGAGCUGUCCAAACCUGGAAUACCAGUCGAAUGGAGGAAAGGAGAUGAGCUGCUGAAGAAUGGGGUCAAGUACCAGAUAAGGAAAUGGGAAACCACAUUGGAGCUUCUGAUAUGGAAGCCUGUGCCUCAGGACAGUGGGAUCUACAGCUGUGUGUGUGCUGAUCAGAUGACAUCUGCCACUGUCAAAAUCACUGCCCUCCCGGUCACCUUCAAGCAGAAGCUGAGGAAUGUGCAGAUUGAGGAGGGCAACACAGCGACUUUACGCUGUGAGCUGUCUAAACCUGGUCAUACUGUGGAGUGGAGGAAGAGGGGGGAUGAACUCAUCGGGAAUGGAGAGAAAUAUCACAUUCGGCAGAGAGACUUGCUGAUUGAAUUGAGGAUCUUUGAUGUGACACCUGAGGACAGCAAUAUCUACACAUGCAUCUGUGGAAAUAUAGAGACCACUGCAACUCUGACUGUGAAUGCUCUUCCCAUCACCUUCAAGCAAAAGCUGAAGAACCUCCAAGUCGAGGAAGGACACAACAUCACAUUGUAUUGUGAGAUCUCUAAGCCUGGAGUCCCAGUGGAGUGGAGGCUCUCAGGAGAUCUUCUGGAGAACGGAGAGAAGUACCAGAUUAAGCAGAGGGCCUCUGCUCUGGAGCUGACCAUCAGAGAUACUGUGCCUGAAGACAGUGGUGUAUACACCUGUGUGUGUAGAGAGCAGAAGACAAAGGCCACUGUUAAAGUUAUUGCGGUUCCUGCCACAUUUAAAGUGAGCCUGAAGAGCCAGGAGACCGAAGAAGGGAACAGUGUGACGUUACGCUGUGAGUUGUCAAAGAAGGGAGUCCCAUUGCAGUGGCAGAGAGAGGGCCAGGAGCUCUCUGAGGAGCUAUCUCAAGGAAAGUAUCAGAUGAAAGUAGAAGGAAAGACAGCUCUGAUGACCAUCCUCAGUGUCCAACCAGAAGAUGCAGGGAAGUACAGCUGCAUCACAGGAGAUGAGAAAACCACAGCUGAAAUCAAAGUGAAACCACUUCCUGUGACAUUCAAACGAGAGAUCCAACGCCUGGUGGCGAUAGAAGGGGAGAGUGGAGUUUUCUGCUGUGAGCUCUCCAAACCUGCAGCUCCAGUGGAGUGGAGGAAAGGCAGAGUCAUCCUGAAGCCUGGAGAGAAAUAUGAGAUGAAGCAGGAGGGACGUCUCACUAAACUGGUCAUCAACAACUUAGAGGAGAGCGAUGCUGGGAAAUACUCCUGCAAGACUAAAGACAGCCAAUCAACUGCUGAACUCACCGUACAAGCUUUACCGCCAAGUUUCAAGCUGCCGCUAGUUAACCAGGAAGUGAUGGAGGAGAACAGUGUGGUUCUGCGCUGUGAGCUCACCAAACCUGCCCCAUCGGUGGAGUGGAGGAGAGGAGGUGAGCUGCUGAAGAAUGGAGACAGGUACCAGAUGAGGAAGAAGGACCUCCAGGUGGAGAUGAAGAUUGUGGACCUCACUCUGGAUGACACUGGAGAUUAUACCUGUAUAUGUGGAGAAGAGAGGACAACAGCUAGGAUCAUGGUGAAUGAACGGCCCAUCAAAUUCCUUCAAGAACUGAAAAAUAUUCAGGUGCAGGAGGGCAAUGUGGUGACUCUCUGCUGUGAGCUCUCCAAACCUGACACUCCCGUGCAGUGGAAGAAAGGAGACAAUGGGUUGACCAGCGGAGAGAAAUACCAGAUGAAGCAGAACGGCUCCACACUGGAGCUCCUCAUCAGGAAAAGCCAGCCUGAGGACAGUGGCACAUACAGCUGUGUUUCGAUCCCGGUCACCUUCAAGCAGAAGCUGAAGAACCAGGAAGCUGUGGAGGAGGGCAGUGUGACGCUGCGCUGCGAGCUUUCUAAGCCAGGAGUCCCAGUGGAGUGGAGGAGAGAUGCUCAACUUCUGAUAGAGGGAGAAAAAUAUCAGAUGAAGCAAGAGGGCAGGGUUGCCGAGAUGCUGAUUAAAAAUUUAACUCUAACAGACACUGCGGAGUACUGUUGUUUUGCUGGCACUGUUGUGACCUCAGCUGACAUCAAAAUAAGAGAGCUCCCUGUAACAUUUAAACAAGAGGUUGAGACUUUGGAGGUGAAAGAAGGGGAGAGUGGAGUUUUCUGCUGUGAGCUCUCCAAAUCUGGAGCUCCAGUGGACUGGAGGAAAGGCAGGGUCAUCCUCAAACCAGGAUACAAAUAUGAGAUGAAACAAGAGGGACGUCUCACAAAACUGAUCAUCAACAAUGUGGAGGAGAGCGAUGCUGGGAAAUACACCUGCAAGACCAAAGACAGCCAAUCAACUGCUGAGCUCAGCGUCAAGGCUCCUCCCAUCACGUUCAAGACGAAGUUAAGGAACCUGCAGGUGGAGGAGGAGAACAGCCUGACAUUGAGCUGUGAGUUAUCUAAGCCUGGCCUUGCUGUGGAGUGGAGGAAAGGAGAAGAGCUUCUGAAGAAUAAUUUCAAGUACCAGAUUAAAAACCGAAACAGUGUCAUGGAGCUGACCGUCAAAAACGCACAGCUGGAGGACAGUGGUGUCUACAGCUGUAUCUAUGGUGAUACCAAGACCACAGCCAACGUCACCAUUACAUCUAUUCCCCUCACCUUUAAAAUGGGUCUGAAGAACCAGGAGGCCCCUGAAGGAGGCAUCGUGACCCUUCGCUGUGAACUAUCCAGGGCUGGGGUGCCUGUGCAGUGGUGGAAGUCAGAGGACCAGCUCUAUCAUGGAGGGAGGUAUCAGAUGAUGCUGAGAGGGAAGGUAGCAGAGAUGCACAUCAAAAACAUCCAGCCAGAGGAUGUCGGAGAGUACAGCUGUGUCUUUGGAGGGCAGAGGACAAUGGCUGAAGUGAACGUGAGAGCGGCAGCAGGUGUGUUCUUUGAGAAGGAACUGGAGAACCAAGUGGUAAUGGAGGGGAAACCUGUGCUGCUGUCUUGUGAAGUUACCAGUGCUAAUGUCCCUGUUACUUGGAAGAAGGACAACAUUGUGGUAGAAGAAGGAGGACGGUGCAUUUUAAAGAAAAAAGGCCCCACACACUCUCUGGAGAUCAAGAAAUUACUUCUGGAGGAUGCUGGCGAGUACUGCUGUAGCACCAGAGGCAAGAAGACCACUGCCAAGCUGACAGUGAGGGAGCGUGUGCGGAUUGUUACAGAGCUGCAAGACUUAACGGUGACGGCGGGAGAGGACGCAGCGUUUGUGUGUGAGCUGAGCCACUCGGACGUGAGUGAAGGUGUCUGGUGGCUCGGUUCCAGCCCGCUGCAAAGGAACGAGAUGAACCAAAUGACGUGCCAGGGUCGCCGGCACCGACUGGUCCUCACCAUGACAACACCUGAGGAGACGGGCACCGUGGCAUUUGUGAUUGGGGAUGAGAGGACCUCUGCAUGUCUGCUAGUGGUCCCUAAGCCCAAAGAGCUCCCUCCAUUCUUCCAGGAAGAAUUGCAGAAUACGGAAGUUGAGGAGGGAGGUUUGGCCUCUCUUUACUGUGAGCUGUCUAAACUUGGAGUGCCAAUUCAAUGGAAGAAGAACAGACUGCCGCUAAGAGCCAGCAGGAAAUAUGAGAUGAAGCAGGACGGCUGCCUCCUCCAGCUGCACAUCAAGGAGCUCAAACUUGAGGACAGUGGCAGCUACACAUGUCAAGCAGGAAGUGCAGAGACCACUGCAACUGUGACAGUGAAAGAGCUCCCUCCAUACUUCAAGAAACAAUUAAGACGCAUGGAGGCUGAAGAGGGAGGUUCAGCCUCCCUCUCUUGUGAGCUGUCUAAACCUGGAGAAUCAGUUCAGUGGAAGAAGAACAGACUGCCACUCAGAGAAAGCAGGAAGUAUGAGAUGAAGCAGGACGGCUGCUUCCUUCAGCUCGACAUCAAGGAGCUCAGACCUGAGGACAGUGGCUGCUACACAUGUCAAUCAGGAGGUGCAGAGACCACUGCAACUGUGACAGUGAAAGAGCUCCCACCAUUUUUCAAAGAGGAACUGCAGAAUGUGAAGGAAGAAGAGGGAGGCUCAGCUUCCCUGUGCUGUGAGGUGUCCAAACCUGGGCUGUCAGUGCAAUGGAAGAGGAAUAAGCUGCCUCUAAGACCCAGCAGGAAAUAUGAGAUGAAGCAGGAUGGCUGCCUCCUCCAGCUGCACAUCAAGGAGCUCAAACUUGAGGACAGUGGCAGCUACACAUGUGAAGCAGGAAGUGCAGAGACCACUGCAACUGUGACAGUGAAAGUGCAAUGGAAGAAGAACAGACUGCAACUGAGAGCCAGCAGGAAGUAUGAGAUGCAGCAGGACGGCUGCUUCCUCCAGCUCCACAUCAAGGAGCUCAAACUUGAGGACAGUGGCAGCUACACAUGUCAGUCAGGAAGUGCAGAGACCACUGCAACUGUGACAGUGAAAGAGCUCGCUCCAUUCUUCAAGAAAGAAUUAAGACGUGUGGAGGCUGAGGAGGGAGGUGCAGCCUCCCUGUCCUGUGAGCUGUCUAAGCCUGGAGUGUCGGUGCAAUGGAAGAAGAAUAAGCUUCCACUGAGAGCAAACAGGAAGUAUGAGAUAAAACAAGAUGGCUGCCUCCUCCAAUUGCACAUCACGGAGCUCAAACCUGAGGAUAGUGGCAGCUACACAUGUCAAGCAGCAAGUGCAGAGACCACUGCAACUGUGACAGUGAAAGAAGUUGCUCCAUUCUUCAACAAAGAAUUACAAGGUAUAGAGGGUGAGGAGGGAGCUACAGCCUCUCUGUUCUGUGAGGUGUCUAAACCUGGGGUGCCAGUUCAGUGGAAGAAGAACAGACUGCCACUGAGAGCCAGCAGGAAGUACGAAAUGAAGCAAGAUGGCUGCUCCCUCCAGCUGCACAUUAAGGAGCUCAAACUUGAGGACAGUGGCAGCUACACUUGUCAAACAGGAAGUGCAGAGACCACUGCAACUUUGACAGUGAAAGAGCUUGCUCCAUUCUUCCACAAGGAAUUGCAAAAUGUGGAGGCUGAGGAGGGAGGUGCAGCCUCCCUGCACUGUGAGCUGUCUAAGCCAGGAGUGUCGGUUCACUGGAGGAAGAACAAGCUGCCACUGAGAGCCAACAAGAAGUAUGAAAUGAAACAAGAUGGCUGCUUCCUCCAGCUCUACAUCAGGGAGCUUAAACCUGAGGACAGUGGGAGCUACACAUGUCAAGCAGGAAGUGCAGAGACCACUGCAUCUGUGACAGUGAAAGAGCUCCCCCCAUUCUUCAAGAAGGACUUACAAAGUAUGGACGCUGAGGAGGGAGGAUCAGCUUCCCUGUGCUGUGAGGUGUCUAAACCUGGGCUGUCAGUGCAAUGGAAGAAGAACAGACUGUUACUGAGAGCCAGCAGGAAGAAUGAGAUGAAACAAGAUGGCUGCCUCCUCCAGCUGCACAUUAAGGAGCUCAAUCCUGAGGACAGUGGCUGCUACACAUGUCAAGCAGGAAGUGCAGAGACCACUGCAACUGUGACAGUGAAAGAGCUCAUUCCAUUCUUCAAGAAAGAACUAAAAAAUGUGGAGGCCGAGGAGGGAGACGCAGCCUCCCUGUCCUGUGAGCUGUCUAAGCCUGGAGUGUCAGUGCAAUGGAAGAAGAAUAAGCUUCCACUGAGAGCAAACAGGAAGUAUGAGAUAAAACAAGAUGGCUGCCUCCACCAGCUGCACAUCAAGGAGCUCAAAUCUGAGGAUAGUGGCAGCUACACAUGUCAAGUAGGAAGUGCACAGACCUUUGCAACGGUGGCAGUGAAAGCACUACAAUCUGCUCCACCAAACACAGAGCCUCCCACAAUAUUACCUCGGGUAAAGGGUGCUGUCUCUAAAACAACUCCUAGUCCCGAGAGUGAGAAGCCUGGCCUCCCAGAGGCCAAACCUGUUCCUCCAGAGCCCAAAAAGAGAUCUCAUAGGAAAGCAUCUAUUACAAAUUCAGAAAAAGAUGAGGAGCCAGUAUUGCACCUAAAGCAGUCUAUGAUGAAAGAGAAUAAUAAAGACCAAAAAGGAACCCAGCCUGUAAAGCCUGUGGAGAAAGACUUUGAUGUUGUACAGAACAUAACACAACUGGAGAGUGAGGGCUACAAGAAAGCCGAUAACUCAGUGAGAUUACUAGAGCAGGAUGACAGGAUUGACAGGAAGGUCGAAGAGCCAGGGAGGUCUAUGGAAACAGAAAAUGAAGUUUUCCUGGCGAAGCAACAAGGAAGGAAUUUGGAGGAAAUGGUUAAAGCUGACCUUAAAGUUAGUCAAUCGGAGAGGGUUCUGGGUGACACUGUGGCUGAACAACAGAGAUUAAAACAAGCAGGAAAGCCCUCAGAGAAAACAAGUGAAAUUCAGGAGAAGGUGAAACAUCCUGGGACGCUUCUGCGGAAGAACAGUGAGGAUGAAAAAUGGCCCGUUGAAGCACUAGAAAAGUCAAGUGGAAAAGAAACAAUAAAGGAACAUGUAAAGUCUACAGUAAAGGAAGAUGCAGCAGACAUGAUGGAAGAGGAACCUUUAAAACCACCAGUAAGAUCUAAAGGAAAGACAAUGGAGGAGAAGCAACCAAUAAAGCAUAUUUUAAGAGAACCUGAGGAGCUAAUUCCCCAAGCAUUAAAGACUACAGUAAAUGGCUCUGAGGAAGACCAUAAACAGAGAGACUAUGUGAGACAACAAGUGUCCACAGAGGCAGAGAGGGGGAAAAAGCAAGUGCUGUCAGUAGAACAACCAGAAAAACCUUCAGAAAGAGAGGCAGAAUUUACCCCUCCAAAACCACCUGUGAGGAUAAAAGGUAAAACAAAGGGGAGAAUGGAAAAACAAUUAUCACGGGAUACAGAGACAGAUCAAGAAGGACAAGAGCUGACAGGAGGUGUGGUGAAAACAACGGAUGAUCAGCCAGUAAAACAGUCAAUAAGGUCUGUGGGAAAAGAGGAUAAAGAGAAACCCAGACUUGAGAGGAAAUAUUCAGUAACAACAGACAGUGAGAUAGCUGAGAAAAUAAGGCAGCCUGUGAAAGCUGCAGAGAAAGAUGCAAACACCAAACAGCUGAUCAAACAACCAGUAAAACCCAUGAGAAAAGAACCUGAAGUUGACCAGGAAAUUAAACUGGCAGUCGAGCCAAUGAGAAGGAAGGAAGAAAAACAGACGAAGAUGACAGAAGAUGUUCCCCUUCUGUAUAUUUCUGAAGAUGAAACUUUCUCAGAGGCUUUGAUGGAAAUACCAGGGAAGGUCCAUCCAACUGGCUCUUGUAAUGAGGGGUCAACUCAACCCUCUGGUCUUCCACUAGAGAUUGACAUCAGCAUUGAGGAUGAACCACAAAUGCAAGAGGCAGCAGUCAAGAUCCAGGCUGCCUUUAAAGGCUACAAAACCCGCAAAGACAUGCGACCUGUCUUUAAAGAGGUUUUUAAGAACCAGAUUGCAGAUCUUCAUGGUACAGUCACUCUAGUGUGUGUCGUAGAAGGAAAACCCAGCACAGUGCGCUGGCUGAAAAAUGGCCAACAAAUCACUAAUGACCAGCGCUGCCGUACUGAGACAACAGAGAAGGGCGUGUGCACACUGGUGAUCAAAAACCUUACCACCAGUGACGGUGGAAUCUAUACCUGUGAGGUGGUGAAUAAGUUUGGUGUGACCUCCUACAAUGGAAACGUAACGGUAGUACAGCCUCAGCAGGCUGCUCCGACAGCCCAGAAGCCUGUGCACCCACCCCUUGCAGCCAUAACUCCUCUGCAACUUGCCCCACCAAGGUCUGAGGUCCAGGCCAAAACACAGACUCUGAGUCUUCCUCAGACUCAAGCACAGAUACCCACUUCAGCUACAGAUGCUGAAAACUAUGUAGAAAGUGUGAGCGUCUCUCUGUGGGAGGCCUACAACCUGACGGAGCUGGCUGCACAGAUGACUCUGGAAGAGAGGAGACGAUCAUCACUCAUUGCUGCCAGCUCCAUGUCAAGUCCCUCUGAUUAUGACACGGCUCUGGAUAUAAUGGAACCUGUUGAAACUCUUCCUGCUGUUUCAAGGGAAGUACCAAAACCACAAGUAUCCGCGAAGGACAAUAAAGAAGAGAUAGCUGCUCCACAACCUCCUAAGAAACUAUUAAAGGUCAAAGGAGCUCAUGAAGGCAGAAUGAGGACACCAUCUCCAAAGCACCAUCGUGCCCACACACCCUUAGCGAGUACGGUAUCUGGAUCAGAGUCAGAAGGGGAAGAGGAUAGCAGAGAGACAUUUGAAAUGUAUGUGGCUCGAGCCGACUGCAGUCCUAACAGUGGAAAUAAGAACAGUUUCAUUCUGAAGGAGGGCCAGUUUGUAGAGGUCCUGGAUUCUGUUCAUCCUGACAGAUGGCUGGUGAGGACCAAACCCACCAAAACCAAUCCUGCUCGACAGGGAUGGGUGUGUCCAGCCUACCUGGAAAAGAAGAGAAAGGAAACCUUCCCACAAAUGAGAGCACCUCAAGAGGAUCUUGAUGGAAUAGGGUCUACAGGAGAAGAAUAUCGGAGGGCUAUGAGCCAACUGAUCCAAGGCCUGAUUGACGGAGAGGAGGAGUUUGUAAAGGAGAUGAAGAUGUUCACCUGUCACCAGCUAAAUUAUCUGGACUCUAGUUGCCACGUCCCCAUUAACAUCCUCAACCAGAGAGAGAUCAUUUUCAGGAAUAUCAAGGACAUUGUCUUUCUGCAUGAGAGGUGCAUCCUUCCUGGUCUGAGAGGCUGUGCCACAGACGAUGAUGUGGCCAUGCAUCUGAUCAAGCACACUGAGGACUUUGAAAAGUAUCUUCACUACAUGGUGGGACAAGCUCAAGCAGAAGCCUGCGUCAACGACAAGGCUACCCAGCAGUAUUUCAAAGUAUUGACAAAAUCUGAGUUAGGAGAAUCUGGUAAGCCUGACGCACCUGUCAUGGAUGUCCUUACCUUCCUCCAGCGACCAGUGGAGAGGAUUCAAACUUACCAGGCUUUACUCAAGGAGUUUAUCAAGAACAAAGCCAAAGGUGGUCAGAGCUGCUGUCUGUUAGAGGAUGCCUUCUCUACGGUGUCCUGUCUGCCCUGGAGGUCUGACAACCUGCACCAAGUGUCCCUCAUUGAGAACUACCCAGCUCCUCUAAUUGCCCUGGGCGAGCCUGUGCGACAGGGAGUCUUCACAGUGUGGGAGGAAUCUCCAGAAAUUAAGACGGCCUCUAGAGGGCAUCAGAGACAAGUCUUUCUCUUCAAGGAAUGUAUCGUACUGUGUAAACUGAAAAGGGACACUGGCAUGAACAGUGACACCUAUACCUUCAAGAACAAAAUGAAGCUGAAUGAUGUGGAAAUAAAGGAGACUAUGGGUGGAGAUGAAAAGUCUUGGGGGUUGUGGCAUGAGCACAGGGGCUCAAUGCGGAGGUACACACUGCAGGGCCGCUCCACACUGGUGAAACUGCCCUGGCUCAAAGACCUGAAGGAGCUCCAGCAACGCUCCAGUCUGCCCACUAACAGCCCACCAGUGUUUGAGUCACUGUUGUCUGACUGCACAACAAAGAUAGGGCAGACAAUUAAACUGACAUGCAAGGUCACAGGAUCACCCAAACCAGUGGUCAGCUGGCUCAAAGAUGGCCUUCCUCUGGAGGAUGACUCCCGUCACAUCAUCACAGCGGACCGCUCUGGAACAUGCAGUGUCAUCCUGGACAGUCUCACUGCAGAGGACUCUGGACAGUAUACAUGUUACGCUACCAGCUCCAUGGGCACUGCUGGUACUCUGGCUAAGGUUGUGGUGCAGGCUCCACCCAGAUUUGUGAGUCGGCUGGAGAGUGCUUGUCUAAUAGAAGGAGAGGACAUCCAGUUCUCUUGUUCCACGCUCAGUACUCCUUUACCACGAAUCAGGUGGUUGAAAGAUGGCAGAGAGUUGACUGACCAGCAAAAAUACUCGAUCCUGAACGAUGCUCGGAGUGGAAUCUUGUGUCUGACGGUCAUCUACGCAACAGCGGCAGAUAUUGGACAGUAUGAGUGUGAGCUUUGGAAUGAGUUUGGCUGUGUCAAGUGCAAGGCAGGUCUAUGCCCCACUUACAUACCACCAACUGACAUCGAGGAUGACCAACCACAGGACUUACCCCCUAAAGGUAGGACUGGCAAAGCUGCUGAAGGUAAAUAUCUUCCACACAUGAUGGAAACUAGUGGCAGGGUUUUCAUGCGGCUGAUCGACACGUUCACUAGUUCAGCCAAAAUAUAUUGUUAUAUUAAGUCUGUGAUCCUUAAACUCCGGCUGAGUGGCAGUUUGGCUUUGGUAGAUGCAGACUCAGAGGGCUGGUCCACUGCCUUUGUGAAGAAAUGGUUACAGACUGAUUUCAGCCCCACCUGUAUUGCCAAGGUGCUUUUCCCUCCUGGACACCCUGAACAGGCAGAGUGUAGCACUGAGGAGACAGCUCCUGCUGCCACAUCCAUGGAUCAUGUGGUUCAGCAGCCGCUGUAUUACCUGGAGGAAGAGGAGGAGGAGAUUUACAUCUCAGAACCAAUGCAGGAAAUUACAGAUGCUCCACCCUCCAUCCAGGUACCCACUGAGGACCUGUGUGUAGAACCCGGCCAACCAGCUACAUUUACAGCCAUCAUCACAGGAAGACCGACUCCUAAUAUACAGUGGUACAAGGAUGAAGAAGAGCUUGCAGCCAAUGAGAAUGUGGAGAUAGUACAGCAUGGUGCCCGCUGCUCAGUGACAAUAGUGUGCUCCGAGGGUGAGGACAGCGGCAUAUACACCUGCUUAGCCUACAAUGACUCCGGCCAUGCCUCAUGCCAGGCUCAGCUCACGGUGGAGGAAGGCCCACUGGAGUGUCAGGAGAGAGAGGUGGAGCUGGGGAAGAGAAGGAAGUUAUUCUCUGUCUAUGAUGUUCAUGAGGAAAUUGGAAGGGGAACGUUUGGGGUAGUGAAGCGUGUCGUCCACAGAAGGACAGGUGAAGUCUUUUCUGCCAAGUUCCUUCCUCUGCGGAGCAGCACUCGGACGAGGGCCUUCCAGGAGAGAGACUUACUCUCCCGUCUGGCUCAUCCCAGAGUGGCCUGUCUGCUGGACUUCUUUUGCACCAGACGCACUCUGGUGCUGAUCACAGAAAUCUGCUGCUCUCAUGGACUUCUGGAUCAUUUAUUACUCAGAGGAUCCGUCUCGGAGAGAGAGGUUCAGUCAUACAUCCAGCAAAUCCUUGAAGGUGUUGGUCACAUUCACAGCAUGAACAUCUUGCAUCUGGACAUUAAACCGGAUAAUAUCCUAAUGGUGUAUCCACCCAGAGAUGAGAUAAAGAUCUGUGACUUCGGCUUUUGCCAAGAAAUAGACGCAUCCAGACACCAGUACAGCAUGUUUGGUACACCAGAGUUUGUUGCACCCGAGAUUGUUCACCAAGAACCAGUCACUGUUGCCACUGAUAUUUGGGCUGUGGGUGUUAUAGCCUAUCUAUGUCUGGUGUGUCGAUGUCCUUUUGUGGGCGAGACGGACCGGGCAACACUGCUGAGAGUGGGGGAGGGGACCCUGAACUGGGACGCCCCCGAUGUCACAUACAGGAGUCCUGAGGCACAGAGCUUUCUCCACCUGGUCCUUCAGCCAGAUCCAGAGAUGCGACCGUCUGCCUUUGAAUGCUUGAGCCAUGAAUGGUUCCAGGACAAACAUACAAGAGAAGAUACUGAUGAAAUCAACAUGAGAAGUUUGAAGGUCUUUAUCUCAAAAAUGAAAUGGCAGCGUUCCUUGACUUGCAUUGGGUCAGUUCUCACGUUGAGGCCUGUCCCUGAGCUGCUGGACGCUCCUCUCAGAGAGACUGCUGUGACGGUGCCUCGCGAGCUCCAGGAACACAGCAGCACCUCUCUGAGCAGUGGCUCAUCAUCUGAGUAUGAUGAAGCUGACGCUUUGGACUUUUUCCGGCACUACAGUCCGACUGAGGAGGAGGAGGAAACAGAGGAGGAUUAUGAUCCUUUAAUGGAGAGAGCACAGAUCCCCGAGCCUUUUGCCAAACUCCCCCUAGAUGGAGAGGAAGAGGAGGAAGUGACAUUAGGGGAGGAAGAGGAUGGGGAGAUGGUAGGAAGGACGAGUGUAUUAGAGCGGAGUAUGAGCAGGCAGUCAGUUGCGUCAUCAGACGUGUCGUGCCAGCAGACACCUCAGAGGGAGCGUAGGUUGAGCAAAGACAGCAGUCAAUCUCUCUACCUCUCUGACUGGGAUGAGGGUUCAGGAAGUGACGGAGGUCGUAUCCCUCGGGGCAGUGUCAUCCGAAGCACUUUCUAUAGCACCUCUCAUCAGCUUUCACCCAUGUCUGCCAGACACAUGUCAUUACGGGACAAAUUCCAGGCCAAAAAACAGGAGAGAGGUCGCAAACCACUGAGGAGGAGCUUUUCAGGACGCCUCAAUGAACCUCUUAUUGAAUAUGUGGAGGAUGAGACAGAAACUAAUCGAGGCCAAAGACGGGGAUCUAUUCAGCCCACGAUGCAGAAAUCCUGCUCCUUUGACAGUGGAGUUGGCCUCAUCCACGGCAACGUACCCCCUCACAGGAGGAGCAGGUCUCUUGAUGAGUAUUCGCGCCGGUCUCCCAGCUCACCCAAGCGCACAAUGCCAGGUGAAGAAGGCUCUCAAAGUCUGAAGGAAGAUUUCACAGAUGAUGAAGUGGCUGGGAGAAACUUGUUGGCCAUCCCGGGCCCACGGCGACCUGCAAGAAGACGUGGCUCCAUCGCUCCUGUACAUGCGACUCGCACACUGGGUGGAACAACUGUUCCCACAGACUUCCUUGCUGGAGACAGAACGGGCACCAGGUUGGUUCAGGACCAGACAGAGAGAGAUACUUUUGCUGGCUCCCAGGGGUCCCUGGCUGAGUCAUCUAUUUUGGAGCACGGUGGCUCAGAGUCUUCAAGCAGACUCGGCUCCUGCGAGGAGCUGAGUCAUGGUCAUCUCAGAGGAAGAUACAGAUCAGGAGAGAGUGAAGGGUACGAUGAUCAGGGGGAGCCUCUGAUUUCAUCAUCUCCCUGCUCAUUCCAAGAAGUCAAACCCAGAGGCUCGUUUCCUCAGGCCCCACCGCGAAACCGCACCCGCUCCAACCCCAACUUAUCUGCAAACAGCAGAGGUCAGCCAGGGCCCCGGCUGAUGCCGAGCCCCAGUCCGAGCCUCUCUUCUCUCCAGGCUCCAGAGAGGCCUCCCAGGGCCAGGGACAAGAAGGAAGGCUACGGCCUGCAGAGACAUGCAUCUGCUCCAGCCCUGGAAGCCCGACCACCCACAGGAAAGUCACCCAAGCUGGGACUGCUCAAGAUCUUCCGCAGGCAGUCCUGGACUGGCCAUUCGUACUCUCAGCUGGAGGACACAGAGUUAGGACCCACAUUAGGAGAGAUCAUGACGCCCGAUACACCCACCAUGUCUUUGAGGAAGAAAAUGAGAGCUUCUGCUUCUAGCCUGACCAAGCUGUUUUCCAGAUCUAAGGAGGAUGUGAGUAAGGGAGGGCCAAUAGUAAAAGGAUCAGCUCCCAUCCCACCUAAAAGGGAGCGUAGUGCUGGUCUUGAGAGUCCAAAAAAGAGGACCUCCAAAAUCCUUCCUUCUUUCAAAAUACCUGCAUUCAAAAAGACAAAAGUCCGUCCCAACAAGCCUGAAGUUCUGCAGUUAGAUGGAGGCAGAGUCCUGCUGGUUUGGAAACCGAUCCAGUCUAGUGACCCUCUCACCUACUGUGUGCAGUUCUGUUCAGAUGGUGGGGCGUGGACAGUCCUGUCAGACAAUGUGACAGACAGCUGCUAUGUGGUGAAGGACUUAGCGAGAGGAGCGUCUUAUGUGUUCAGGGUGGGCUGCAUCACCAAGACAGGAGCAGGACCUUUCAGUGAUGCUUCAGCACCUGUUGUUAUGGCUACUCAUCCCGAAGAGACUCACAUUUCGCUAACCCUGACUGAGACCCUGGGGUCAAAGGUCACUGGAUCAGAACAACAAACAACACAAAGGAACUACAGCUUCCUCUCUGAGAUUAACAGGGGUCGUUUCAGUGUAAUAACCCUGUGUAGAGAUGUUGAAACGAGCAAAGUGUUUGCAGCCAAGAUCACCCCUUACCAGGCAGAGCAGAGACAGCUGGUGCUGAGGGAGUACCAGCUGCUGAAGAGGCUUCAUCACCCACACCUGGUGCAGCUGCACACUGCCUACCUCACCUCCUACUACCUGGUGUUAGUGGAGGAGCUUUGUCCCGGCAAGGAGCUGCUCUACAGUCUGGCUGCGAGAGAUCUGUAUGCAGAGACUCAUGUCGCUGAGCUGCUGGUUCAGAUUCUGAGUGCAGUCGAUUACCUUCACAGCCGUCGAGUCAUCCACCUGGACCUGAAGUCUGACAACAUGCUGGUGGAUGAUGGUAACCACUUGAAGAUUGUGGACUUUGGCUCAGCUCAGUCCUACACACCCGGACAGCCCCUCAACAUCGAGCACAUCCAGGGCCUGUCGGAGAGCAAAGACUGCCGCAGCAAAGUUUAUAUUGUCCUUCCUAAAGCUCCGGAGAUCCUGGAGGGUCAGGGUGUCGGGCCUGAAACUGAUGUUUGGGCUAUUGGAGUUCUGUCGUUCAUCAUGUUGAGCGCCGACAGCCCGUUUCAUGCAGAGCUCAGCUGGGAGCAAGACAGAAACAUCAAGAAGGGGAAGAUCCAGUUUGGACGCUGUUACCCUGGUCUGUCAGAGGGAGCCUUAAACUUCAUGAAGACCAGCCUGAAUAACAAAUCCUGGGGGAGACCCACUGCAGCCGAGUGUCUCCAGAACCCAUGGCUGCGUGCUCCUCGUGCGCCACACAAAGCCCGACAAUCCAAGGUGUGUUUCUCCACAGACAAGCUUAAAGCUUACCUCAAUCAGAAGGAAGAGAAACGAGACCUGGUCCACACCAAGCUGCAGGGUCCCUUCUUCCAGUAACGCAAUGAUGCCAAAAAAAAAAGUAGGAUUUUCUUUCACCAGCAGGUUUUCCUAAAAAAAAAUAUGCAGCCUUAUAACCGAUACAUUUCAUUUCAGCUGUGUGGUCAGUUUUUAAAUCAUUUUGCUAUCCUCUGAUUAUGAGAAUGUGAUGCGUCUUAAUGAGUUUCCAAAUUGUUCUUGUCUAUUAGUUUGUACAUGAGAGUGCCGUGCAUUUUGUUUGCUUUGGUUUCCAUGGAAACAGAUCAGGGAUAAGUUAAGUCUAUGCACGAGCGCACACUGUUUGCUCUGUGACAUGUUUUUCUCCUCAGCAUCAGACAGCUGCAAAUGUUUGGUCUGACAGUAUAAAAUAUUUUCUGUGCCAUUCUGCUCCAAACAGAAGGCAGAUACAUUUCUGAGUUCUUUACAGCAUUUUAUUUAAAUCUUGACAUGUUCUACCUUAAGAUUGCAAUGUAUAAAUGGGAAAUUGAUUAGAUUUAUAGGUUUUACUGGACGCUUCUAAGUUUAAUAUUAAUAAUAUAUUGGGUCAAAAACCCACCUGAAUGAGUUAGUGAAUGAAAGAUUAAUUAAAUGGCACAAAAGUGG